Pisolithus orientalis is the source of this 632-nucleotide messenger RNA. RefSeq names its product histone acetyltransferase subunit NuA4-domain-containing protein. The transcript has 3 exons. Gene Ontology annotation, cellular component: NuA4 histone acetyltransferase complex. The record is from RefSeq and is a predicted model, not a curated record. The coding region runs from base 33 to 596 and encodes 187 amino acids. NCBI's taxonomy places the organism in Eukaryota, Fungi, Basidiomycota, Agaricomycetes, Boletales, Pisolithaceae.
CUGCCAAUGACACACCACGGCCACAGCAAGCCAUGGCCAGCAAAGACCCACCAGCCAAUGCAGACGACAAGGCCCGCUAUGACAGAGUCAAGGAGGAGCUCGUCAAGAUGCUCGCGAAAAGGAGGGCUGCAGACCGACAGUUGGCUCAGAUGGAACUGACCAUCUACAACCUCGAGACAUCCUACCUCACAGAUACCGCCACCACUGGAAACAUCAUCCACGGCUUUGACGGGUAUCUGAAACCCACCCAAGGUGCAGCAGCACGCAGGAAACACGAGAUUGGCGAGGGUGAUAGAUGGUUCUCAACCAGUAGUGGGACAUGGUCCAAGUCCCUAGAACUGCUUGGAGAUGGGGAAGAAACGACCCCUGCUCCCGACGAUCCCAAAACUACGAACCCCGGUUUGACGACCGUCGUCGUCCCUCCGGCACCCCGCCCGCAAGAACUGACUGCUGCUCAACAGAAAAAGUUCCGUGACCGCGAGUACCAAAGGCGCAAACGGGCUAUGCGCAGGAGUGCUGGAACGAUGAGCGACGACGACUCUCAGGGGUUGGGGAGGAGAGCACAGAAGAGAGCUCGCAUAGCAGAAGAUGAGUAGCAACAGCUUCUCUACCUUAUUGUAUAGUACUGUGCA